AUGCGGAUGCUAGUCCACUCGAACAUCUUCCACAAGGAGGGAGAGGCCUAUUCCCUCACCACGGCUUCUCGUCUUUUCCUAAGAGAUAAUCCUCAUAGCCUUGCGCCUUUCGCGGGUGUCUUCACUGACCCUAUCAUGAUGCACCCCUUCCAUCACUUGAGUGAGUGGUUUCGAGACGAAUGCCUAUCCCCAUUCGUCACAACACAUGGGAUGAAUUAUUGGGAGUUUGUGGGGAGUGAUGAGAAAUGGAACCAGUUGUUCAAUGAGGCCAUGACUAGGGCGGUUGUGAAGAUUGUCGCGGAAGCUAUUCCGGGAUUGGAGUGCGUUGUCCUGGAGCUUCCACAUGUUGUUGCUGCCAAGGAAGGCUUGUCUGAUCAUGAGAAUGUCAGAUUUGUAAGUGGUGACAUGUUUAAGUUUAUUCCUCCUGCUGAUGCUUGUUUCCUUAAGUGUGUUAAGAUACUGGAGAAAUGCGAAGAAGCGAUGAUUGGCAGCGAAAACGAUAAAGGCGGGAAGGUGAUUAUUGUGGACAUGGUUGUGGAUGAGGAGAAGGAAGAAGAGAAGGGAACUGGAACUCAGCUGUUUAUGGAUAUGGUGAUGAUGGCUCAUUUUAAUGGGAAAGAGAUAAGUGAGAAAGAGUGGGGCGCAAAGGAGGCCAACAGGGGCGACCGAGGAUGA
This is a messenger RNA of Salvia splendens (bonfire salvia), 675 nucleotides long. RefSeq names its product 8-hydroxyquercetin 8-O-methyltransferase-like. The record is from RefSeq and is a predicted model, not a curated record. Gene Ontology annotation, molecular function: O-methyltransferase activity. Lineage: Eukaryota; Viridiplantae; Streptophyta; Magnoliopsida; Lamiales; Lamiaceae. The coding region runs from base 1 to 675 and encodes 224 amino acids. The transcript has 4 exons.